AUGGGCAUCCCUGCCAAGCUGCCAGCCGGCAUUUCCGAGCUGGAGGGCACAAAAUACAACUGCUUCCCUCCAUCUUUCAUCACUGCUGCAACUCUUGCUUCACUGCCUGGGGAAACCUCACUGGAGAGGGUGACUAUCAGCCGUCCCCUCAGCCGUCCUCGCUCUCCUGACCAUAAUGCGGGUGACAGGACUGGAACGUUUUGCUCCGAUGAGCGCUGCUUUAAAGCCAAAUGCCAAUCACAUUGCCCAUGCUGCUGCUGUGCUCACCUGGCUGCUCUCCUACCGUUGGCAGGCCUGAUCCGGUACGUGGCUCUGUUCCUCACGCUGCUGGGCACAUGGUACCUCGUGCAGACGUACUUUGAUCGGAGCUGGAAAGCCAUCAGCCUGCGAAGCUGGAUCGGUGAGCUCCACUCCUCCCUCACAGACAAAGAGCAGCCCAGGCACAAGUGCGGGAACCAGAAAAGCUGCCCCGAGAACUAUUUUGCCUUCAAGAUCAUCAGCGGUGCUGCAAACGUGGUGGGACCCUCCAUCUGCUUCGAUGACGUGAUCCUCAUGAGCGGUGUGAAAAACAACAUUGGCAGAGGCCUGAACAUUGCACUGGUGAAUGGAACGAACGGACAGCUCCUGACAACUGACACGUUUGACAUGUACUCUGGAGACAUCAACAAACUGGAUACCUUCCUGCAGAAGAUCAAGCGCGGCACCAUUGUGCUGACAGCCAGCUAUGAUGAUGCUGCCACAAAGAUGAAUGACAAAGUAAGGGCACAUUUUGCAGAGCUGGGCAGCAGCCAGGUGAGUCAGCUGGGCUUCCGGGACAACUGGGUCUUCUUGGGAGCAAAAGGGCUGAAGAACAAGAGCCCCUUUGAAGAGCACAUCAAAAAUGAUGUGAAGACAAAUAAAUAUGAUGGCUGGCCUGAGCUGCUGGAGAUGGAGGGCUGUGCCCCCAGGAAGAUGGACUAGCACCAAGCUCCAGCCUGUCACAGAGGCAAGACUUGUCUCACAGGGACCCUAGCCCCAUAACACUGACCUCAGCCACAGCUGCCCGCUCCCAGGGACUGGCCACUUCACAGCAGGGGCUGCACAGGGCUUGGAGAGCUGUACAUGCCUCAGCAAAUGCCUGGCCAGGCUUCAGGCAAGUUGUCUUUAUCUAUGGAUUCAUCUGGGGUAUUUGAAUUUUCUGUCCUUAAACAAAACAAAGCAAAAAAG
This is a messenger RNA of Dryobates pubescens (Downy woodpecker), 1206 nucleotides long. RefSeq names its product FAM3 metabolism regulating signaling molecule D (gene FAM3D). The transcript has 10 exons. Lineage: Eukaryota; Metazoa; Chordata; Aves; Piciformes; Picidae. Bases 1 to 960 code for a protein of 319 amino acids. The record is from RefSeq and is a predicted model, not a curated record.